Molecule: messenger RNA, 3316 nt
Organism: Magnolia sinica
Lineage: Eukaryota; Viridiplantae; Streptophyta; Magnoliopsida; Magnoliales; Magnoliaceae
Product: protein FAR1-RELATED SEQUENCE 4-like
Exons: 8
Coding region: 466-2712 (748 amino acids)
Biological process (GO): regulation of DNA-templated transcription
Molecular function (GO): zinc ion binding
Source: RefSeq, a predicted model, not a curated record
CCUGUCGUGAAAUAUGCUCCCGACACCUCACACGUGUGCAUCCACAUUCCCAGAAUCACCCCUUCGAUUCAUUCAAUCCCUCCUCGCGCGAAUAUCCUCACGCCUUUAUUAUUUCCCAAAGCGAGUCCCGGUGCGCGAGUCCCCUUCACAUUCUCUCAAGCCGGCGGGUUUCCUUCGCCAACGAAAGAAGCAGAAGAAGAAGAAAAGAACCCGUCGAAGACUCGCCGCGCAAGGAACACCGUGAAACGCCUCUCCAUCGAAGCCUCUACGCUCUUCACCGUCCGGUAUCCCGCGGGAGCACCAUAUUCUCCAGUGCACCGCCAGUAUCCUUCCCGCAAACACCAGGUUUUAGUUCUCAAGAUUGGAAGAAGAGAAGAGAUUUUACCGCGAAAAAGACGGAGUUACAAAACAUCUACAGUGGGACUGACCAUUCGAACGCGUUGGAUUGAGCAUCCAGUGGUUGGCAUGGAAAUGGAAAACACAGAAUGUCGUCUGGCGGUGGAUGUCGAAGCCUUUGUCUGUGAGGAUGAGGCAGAGAAGAACUCUACAAUGAGGGCGUCCAUUGGAAUUGAAGAUGUUGAACUUGGCCUGGGUGGGGAUGAAAUGGAAGAGAAGUCUCCAGCAAGGGAGUCCAUUGUAAAUAAAGAAGAUGCCAUUCGAGAGCCGUCUGUGGGAAUGGAAUUUGAAACUGAGCAAGCAUUGUACUUAUUUUAUAAAGAAUAUGCUCGGCGUGUUGGCUUCAGCGUCACUAAAAGAUCCACGCGCUAUUCAAAGAAAGACAACACAUUAAUUGCUGGCUUGUAUGUAUGUUCCAGACAAGGUUUCAAAGUUGAAAAGGAAAACAUAGUCAAUCCACGACCAGUCACAAGGGUAGGCUGUAAAGCAAUGAUAAAGGCAAAGAGAAUGGACUCCAAGAAAUGGAAAAUAUUUAAUUUUGUGAAGGAACAUAACCAUGAAUUGAGUCCAGGGAAUGUGUACUCUCUUCGAUCACAUAAGAAGGUACCCAAAUCGCAAAAGAAUGUGAUUAGAAAACCACAGGCUUCUAGAAUAGAAACAGAAAAUAUAGUUUCUUCGAUGGCCAAGCAAUCCAAUGGAAUCAACAAGUCAGGCCCCAUAGAAAAACAACGUAGAAAUCCAAUUGAGAAAGAAAGGCGAAAGUCACUUGCAGGAGAAGAUGCACAAUCUAUUCUUAAGCAUUGCAUGCGCAUGCAUGUAUUGAAUCCAGCUUUCUAUUAUGCAGUGGAAGUGGACGAGGAACAACAACCAAGAAGUGUUUUUUGGGUUGAUGCCAGGUCUAGGACGGCAUUUACAUACUUUGGUGAUGUAGUUACCUUUGACACUGCAUACUUAACAAACAGAUAUAACGUACCAUUAGCUCUAUUUGUAGGUGUGAACCACCAUGGGCAGUCGGUGCUGUUUGGUUGUGCACUCCUUGCAGAUGAGACAAAAGAGUCGUUUGUGUGGUUGUUCAAGACAUGGCUUGCAGCAAUGUCUGGACGACCUCCAAAGGCAUUAAUCACUGACCAAGAUAGGGCUAUAAAAGCAGCAAUCACAGAGGUUUUUCCAGAAACUCACCAUCGCCUUUGCCUAUGGCAUGUCUUGAAAAGAGUUGCUGAAAAAUUGGGUUACAUAUGUAGAGUUGAUCUGACGUUCAUUGAUAAGUUACAUAACUGUGUAUAUGACUCUUUGACAAUUGAUGAAUUUGAAAUGAGAUGGGAUAACUUGAUUAAAGAUUUUAACCUUGGGCAACACCCAUGGGUUUUGUCAUUGUAUAAAGAUCGACAACUGUGGGUCCCAGUGUAUUUGAAGGAUACAUUUUUUGCAGGGAUGUCUUCUUCACAUCCACAUGAAAUUAUCGACUCUUUUUUCGAUGCAUAUGUGAGUCCCAAAACCACACUGAAGGAGUUUAUAAACAAUUAUGAGAUAGCGCUUGAGAAUCGGUACAAGAAGGAAGUCCAAGCAGAUUUAGAGACAUCCCACACAGCACCCUCAUUGAGGACACCGUCACCUUUUGAGAAACAAGCAGCAUCUAUCUACACUAGAGAAAUAUUCAAGAAAUUCCAAGUUGAGGUUUUUGGAAUGUCUGCCUGUUCUAUUAGUUUUGUGCAGCUAGAAGGGGCAAUCACAACAUACAUAGUGAAGGAAUGGGAAGAUAUAGAAAAGCUGAAGGGGAAGGAUUACAGAGUUUUGUGGAAUGGUUCUGAAAUAAGAGUUUCUUGUAUUUGUCGAUUGUUUGAGUUCAAAGGCUUUCUUUGUAGGCAUGCGUUGGUUGUCCUCCUAACAUCAGGUGUUCCAAAGAUCCCAUCACAUUACAUUUUGAAACGUUGGACAAAGGAAAUGAGGAAUAGACAUGUGUCGGAUGAGUGUCGUAUUGAACAUGCAUGUGUUAGUGAUCCCCCCAAAACUAUCGGUGAGCGCUACAACGAUCUAUGCCAAAGAUUCAUUAAAUUUGCAGAGGAAGGAUCAUUAUCCGAAGAGAGCUACAUUAUUGUGCUGUAUGAACUACAAAAAGCAAUGCAGAAAGUUGCAGAUGCUAACAAUAAUAUCGGGAGACUCGCACCACCUGGAGUUAAGGAUCAGUUGGAGCAGGGAGUACCGAGUCUUGUCAAUCAUUAUAGCAUGCAUGAUUCUUGGCAACAAAUGGGACGAGAGUAUUUCGAGCAUAUUGGAUCUUGCGAACCGGUAUAUCACAUAAGAGAACCUUACCAAUAGCUGAAGUUAUGAGCACUUAGCUGAAGAUCUUGAGAUGCUAUUGAAAGGUUUUGCCGGAGGUUAUGUCCAACAAGAUUUAAGUCCUCAAGUUCAGUGACCUUGGAGAGAAGGCAUCGAUGGUCCGAUGUCCAUCAAGGUAUCAAGGACUGCCUUGGUACGUCUCUUGUAACUUCUGAAAGAACUACAAUAUAUCUCCCAAGCAUCUGGUGUAAAUGACAAUUUUUUACUUACAGCAAUUUUAUUGAACUUCAAAUUGCGGUCAGGUCAAAGCCAGGUCUGUCGCAUUAUAGGAAUUGUAUGGUCCCUGGCUGAUCCGUCCACUUUAUUUCAUGGAUGAAAUGGCCUUGUGUAAUUUCUUCCACCCAUGGAAUGGUGGAUGGUCUGGAUGAACUGGCCUUGCGGAAUUUCAUCCACCCAUGGAAUGGUGGAUGGUCUGGAUGAAAAAGGUUUUUAGGUAAUUUCUUUCACCCACUCCAACUAUGGAUGGUCAGUUAGACACUCAAUGAGUCUUGGGUUUGUUCCUCAUCAUUGUAUGCAUAUAAGGUAGAAAUACACUAAAAUCAUAUGUUCAUUAUGUGAUCUAUGAAACAAAUUGAAUUGUACA